CCCUACAGCCUCUUCAUAGCAUUCGCUGGACUCGAAGGAGGGGUGGCAGGAGUGCCCCGAAGCUGUGCUCACCUAUGCGGCUAACCUACCCUGAGAUGCCUGAGAACAGCUCUGCUGCCAAUUGCUGCGAGGCUGGCGGGCUGGCGAUGUGCUCUACUUGGUCCGGGUCAGCGGGCACUGGCUCACCAGGGUCUCCCCGGGCUACUUGGGUGGCUCCCACGCUAUUUACAGUGAUAAUUGUCACCACAGCCCUGGAUGUCGUGGGAAACCUCCUUGUCAUCCUGUCUGUGCUCAGGAACCGCAAGCUGCGGAAUGCGGGUAACUUGUUUGUGGUGAGUCUGGCCUUGGCUGACCUUAUGAUAGCCUUUUACCCUUACCCACUGAUCCUCGUGGCUAUUGUUCAUGAUGGUUGGGUCCUGGGAGAAGCCCACUGCAAAGCCAGUGCCUUCGUGAUAGGCCUGAGCGUCAUUGGCUCCGUCUUCAGUAUCACAGCCAUUGCCAUUAACCGCUACUGGCGCAUGUGUCACAGUGCAACCUACCACCGGGUCUGCAGCCACUGGCAUGCCCUCCUCUACGUCAGUCUCGUCUGGCUCCUCACUGUGCUGGCCUUGGUGCCCAGUUUCUUUGUGGGGAACCUAGACUAUGACCCACGCAUCUAUUCCUGCACCUUUAACCAGACGGUCAGCACCCGGUACACAGCAGCUGUGGUGGUCGUCCAUUUCCUCCUUCCAAUAUCUGUGGUAUCCUUCUGCUACCUGCGAAUCUGGGUACUGGUGCUCCGGACCCGAAGGAAGGCCAAGGCUGAAAGUCAGCCACGUCAGAAGUCCGGUGACUUGCGCAAUUUCCUAACCAUGUUCGCAGUGUUUGUGGUUUUUGCCAUUUGCUGGGCCCCCCUCAACUUCAUCGGCCUUGCAGUGGCUAUCAACCCAGAGGUGAUGGCCCCUCGGGUCCCAGAGGGGCUCUUCGUCGCCAGUUACUUCCUAGCUUACUUCAACAGCUGCCUUAAUGCCAUUGUCUAUGGGCUCCUGAACCAGAACUUCCGCACAGAAUACAAGCGGCUCCUCUCAGCGCUCUGGAACCUUGGAUGCUGUUUCCAUAUCGCUUCCAAAUGCUGCCUUGCUAAGGAGCCACAGAGCCCAGUACCAUCUAGUGCCAGGGCUCCCAUGACUGUCCAGGAGGGUCUCUCUAGCCUGCAUCAAUUGCAUGAACCUAGCAGUAAAGUUUUAAAAUGCGGGGAGUGAAAAUAUACCGUCACAGUGCUGGGCAACAGCAUGCUCACACCACAGCACACGGUGAGGAUGUCUGUCAGGGAGCAGACACUCCACCCACAGAUUCCACUGGAUUCCAAAGGGCUGGGGUAGAAGUCAAACUUUAUCCACAAAAUGUCAUUUUCCCUGCCACCUUGACCUGCUUGCUAAUGUCUUCCCUUCAUUGAAGGCUAGAGGAUCUCUUGAUUACCUGGGCCGAAAGAGAAAACUCUGCAGCAUUGAAGGUUGAUGAUUUCCAGGGACCCAGGAAAAAGGCAGGUGCAGAGCCCCCCCCCAUCAACUUUUCCUGCACAUCACAAUGAGAACACAGCACAUACUGUAUCCAUAUCCACCACACAUAUAUACACCAAAUCAUAUCACAUACAGAGACAUCAGACACACACCAUGCAUGUUCA
Molecule: messenger RNA, 1663 nt
Organism: Myodes glareolus (Bank vole)
Lineage: Eukaryota; Metazoa; Chordata; Mammalia; Rodentia; Cricetidae
Gene: Mtnr1b
Product: melatonin receptor 1B
Biological process (GO): G protein-coupled receptor signaling pathway
Cellular component (GO): plasma membrane
Molecular function (GO): melatonin receptor activity
Source: RefSeq, a predicted model, not a curated record